AUGCCGCAUGUCGCAUGCUCGUCCGAUCGCAAGGGCUCACACGACCGCAAGGGCUCGCACGACCGCAAGGGCUCGUACGACCGCAAGGGCUCGUACGACCGCAAGGGCUCGAACGACCGCAAGGGCUCGCACGACCGCAAGGGCUCGCACGACCGCAAGGGCUCGCACGACCGCAAGGGCUCGCACGACCGCAAGGGCUCGCACGACCGCAAGGGCUCGCACGACCGCAAGGGCUCGCACGACCGCAAGGGCUCGCACGACCGCAAGGGCUCGCACGACCGCAAGGGCUCGCACGACCGCAAGGGCUCGCACGACCGCAAGGGCUCGCACGACCGCAAGGGCUCGCACGACCGCAAGGGCUCGCACGACCGCAAGGGCUCGCACGACCGCAAGGGCUCGCACGACUAG
This is a messenger RNA of Closterium sp. Naga37s-1, 408 nucleotides long. Lineage: Eukaryota; Viridiplantae; Streptophyta; Zygnematophyceae; Desmidiales; Closteriaceae. The record is from the annotation of a GenBank genome assembly.